UGCAUAUGCUCCCAAUUCUAAUUUGUAACCCCCACCCCUCUUUUCCACUUUGCUUCCCUUUCCAUUACACCAAACUACACUUUAAAUCCUUCACAUUUCUGAGGAUUUCUCUCUUCAAGCCCAUUCAUCAAUGGAUUAUCUUCAUCUCUUCUUGUUGACACUUGUUUUCAGUUCCCUGUGUGAUUUUUCUCAAGAAAUGUCAACUGUAACUGCAAUCGAGAAAGAUCGAGUUUCCUGCAAAAUGUGUUCUUCCUGUGACGAUCCAUGUCAACCCAUUUUUUCUCCUCCACCACCACCAUCAAGUGUGCUCAAUUGUGCUCCUCCACCUUCACCACCCAAUGGUGUUGGUGGCGGUGGUGUAUAUUACUACUCACCACCUCCUCCAGCUAAUCCAUCUUAUUAUCCACCUACAGACCCUUAUGGUUACACCACUCCGCCACCACCUAACCCUAUUCUUCCAUACUUCCCUUUCUACUACUACAACCCGCCACCAGCUUCUCAUUCGGACUCCAAAUCCGUGCAACUGAAAACUCACUCCACUGUUUCUUCCCUCGUUGUUAUUCUCUCUCUUCUCCUUUUCCUUUGAAUUCCAAAAAUAAAACCAAACACCUAUAUUAUUAUCAUUAUUUUCCCUAAUUUCAAACCUCAUUUUCAGGUUUGCAAAUUACAGAGAUGACAACAACAAGAAGAAGAAACCGGGAAUAUAAUUCGUCAGGAUUGCUCUAUGUAAUUUUCUCAUUUCUAUUAUUCAUUAUUUGUAUAAUAAAAUGUCCAGAUUACAUUUUUCAGUUUCAAAUUUUAUCCAAUAUUUUUUAUUUAUACUUUUUUCUUUAUGGGGAGGUGGUUAGAAGUAGAAGAAAUGGUUGUUCAUUACCAGAGAUUGAGAUUCAUUUUGGAUGUGCCGCACAUGCUAUUCGUCAAUUUUUUCUUAUUGCGAGAAAAAAAAUACAUAAAUGGAAAUUGGUGAUGAUGGGCCAUUAGCAUGACACAAAUUGAUGGCCACCUCAAUAAUUUUGUAAUGACAACUCCCAACGUGUGAGUUGACCCUAUUAUUUCCUAAGCCUAAUUCUUCAGGCUUAACUCUUCUUCUCA
Messenger RNA from Olea europaea var. sylvestris, 1092 nucleotides. Its product is annotated as leucine-rich repeat extensin-like protein 1. NCBI's taxonomy places the organism in Eukaryota, Viridiplantae, Streptophyta, Magnoliopsida, Lamiales, Oleaceae. Bases 131 to 586 code for a protein of 151 amino acids. The record is from RefSeq and is a predicted model, not a curated record. The transcript has a single exon.